AUGAAUCCACUGAUUUCUGCCGCUUCUGUUCUUGCUGCUGGAUUGGCUGUAGGGCUUGCUUUUAUUGGACCUGGAGUUGGUCAAGAAGAAUUGCGCGAGGGGGCCAUCGAACAGCUGGAAAAAGCCCGAGCUCGCUUACGGAAAGUAGAAAUAGAAGCAGAUCAGGUUCGCGUGAAUGGAUACUCUAAGAUAGAGCAAGAAAAAUUGAAUUUUAUUGAUUCAACUUAUAAGACCUUGGAACAACUAGAAAACUAA
Lactuca virosa is the source of this 255-nucleotide messenger RNA. NCBI's taxonomy places the organism in Eukaryota, Viridiplantae, Streptophyta, Magnoliopsida, Asterales, Asteraceae. The record is from the annotation of a GenBank genome assembly.